Molecule: messenger RNA, 948 nt
Organism: Angiostrongylus costaricensis
Lineage: Eukaryota; Metazoa; Nematoda; Chromadorea; Rhabditida; Metastrongylidae
Source: the annotation of a GenBank genome assembly
AUGUCAAACGUAUUGCAGGAAGGCCACCGACCUGAUGGUCAGAGUUCUUCACAAAGAGCGUUGAAGAAAGAUAUGAUGCUCGACGAGUCCCUAGAGCGAUCAGAACCCACUGGACUACUCUUUUACGCGACGGGGAAAGGUGGAAGAUUUACUGGCGCACGCUCGAGUCACUCGACGAUCAACGGGUCAAUAGGUGAUGUAGAAUUCUAUGGAUCACUUGGUGGCUAUGCGUGUUCACAACCAGUGCUCUAUUACCAGUGCCAUUGCCCAACAUUUUGCAGGAUGACAGCGAAUCCUAACAGUGCUUUGCACUUUAUUGAGCUUGCCAAUGGGAAUAUUGAACUCACUGUCAGCUCAGAAAAUGCUGCCAUCCCGGUGAACAGAGCUAAGUUCUCUAGUAGCUAUUACGCUAAUGAAUACGGCGGCUAUGGUUACCAACGAGGAUCACGAUGGCGACCACACAAGCGGCACCGCAAGAAGAAGUUUCGCUUCGAAACGAUCGAGGAGGAGGAAACAACUGAGUUGCCAGAGCUCCAUUUGACAACACAACCGCCAAGAAGUUCAACAGUUUCGUGGGAAGACGAGGAAGAGUGGGAACGAAAAUUCGUAACCUCAAAAUCAAGACCUAGUCCGACCUCUGAAGAAUUUCCAGAAAUAGAGAGCGCUGAGAUUACUGGCGCGAAAUCUCGCAUAAGAGAUCGGGAAAAGGUGGUGCAGCAGCCAAGUUCUUUCGGAGAAGGGCCAGAGAAUCAAGGUACCGGCGGCGUCGGAGUAGGAAGCGGGAUUGGUGUUGGGGGGAUUGGUGUGAGUUCAGGGCUCAACGUUGGCGCUCCUGGCAUUGGAGGUCUAGGCAAUGGAGGCAUCUUCGGCAUCUCGUCUGGCCUCGGCGUCGGAGUGCCUGGUGUGGGUCCAAUCGGCGUCUCCAGCGGCAUUGGUGUAGGCCGAUAG